AUGUAUACACCUGGUAUAUGGUCUGACGCUCUCAAAAAGAAAACACACCGUAAACUUCUGGCAGUGGUGCAGCGAAUAGGCGCACUCAGAAAUGCAUGCUCAUAUCGAACGGUGUCCGAACCAGCGAUUCUAGUAAUUGCGGGGACAAUAUCGAUCGAUGUUUUAGCCCAGGAGAAGAAGAAAGUCUUCCUCAAGAAGGCGGAAGUCACAAAGACUGUAGUAAAAGCCGAAGCCAGAGCAGCCACCGUGGAAGAAUGGCAACAACUAUUGAGUCUUGACCACCGAGGAAGAUGGACCAACAGGUUGAUUCUCGAGUUGAGUAACUGGUUAAACCGCAGACAUGGAGAGACGAACUACUAUCUGACGCAAUUCCUCUCAGGCCAUGGUUACUUCCGUGACUGUCUCUACAAGAGAGGAAAAGUCAGCAACCUAAAGUGUGGGUAUUGCGAAGAAGAAGAGGACGACCCGAAACACACUUUCUUUAAGUGUGACCGCUUGGCCGAUCUUAAACACAGGCUAGAGAGUGAGAUAGAAGAAGUAACACCAGAUAAUGUUGUUGGGUUGAUGCUGCUGAACGAGGAAUGGUGGGACCGGGUGUCUACCUAUGUUGAAACCAUCCUUUGCAAGAAGAAGCAAGAGGGGCAACUUAGUGGAUAA
This is a messenger RNA of Belonocnema kinseyi, 657 nucleotides long. RefSeq lists its product as uncharacterized. NCBI's taxonomy places the organism in Eukaryota, Metazoa, Arthropoda, Insecta, Hymenoptera, Cynipidae. The coding region runs from base 1 to 657 and encodes 218 amino acids. The record is from RefSeq and is a predicted model, not a curated record. The transcript has a single exon.